This is a messenger RNA of Andrographis paniculata, 2790 nucleotides long. RefSeq names its product kinesin-like protein KIN-7J. Gene Ontology annotation, molecular function: ATP binding; microtubule binding; microtubule motor activity. The record is from RefSeq and is a predicted model, not a curated record. Lineage: Eukaryota; Viridiplantae; Streptophyta; Magnoliopsida; Lamiales; Acanthaceae. Gene Ontology annotation, biological process: microtubule-based movement. The transcript has 14 exons. Bases 1 to 2790 code for a protein of 929 amino acids.
AUGGGAUCAACCAGUGGGGAUUCUUCAGACGACUGGGAUAUGCAUAAGGACAAUUUUUUUGUCUCAGUAAGAUUGAGGCCUUUGAAUGAGAAGGAACUUGCAAGAAAUGAUGUAUCUGAUUGGCAAUGCAUAAAUAACACAACUGUCAUGUUCAAGAGCAGCACUCAGGAUCGAUCAAUAUUGCCCACUGUUUAUACAUUUGAUAGAGUGUUUGGGCCGGAGAUUCCUACAAAACAUGUGUAUGAAGAAGCUGCCAAGAAGGUUGCCCUUUCGGUAUUGAGUGGAUUAAACUCAAGUAUUUUUGCGUAUGGGCAGACAAGUAGUGGAAAAACUUAUACAAUGUCAGGAAUUACAGAAUAUGCAGUUGCAGACAUAUACGACUACAUAAAGAAUCAUCUGGAAAGAGAGUAUGUGCUAAAAUUUUCUGCAUUGGAGAUAUACAAUGAGAUUGUAAGAGACCUUCUCAGCUCAGAUGCAGCUCCACGUCGACUUCUUGAUGAUCCAGUGAGAGGAACUGUUGUCGAGAGACUUACUGAGGUGGAAGUGAAGGACUUCAGCCAUCUAAAAGAGCUCCUGUCCUUCUGUCAAGCUCAAAGGAUAGUUGGGGAAACCAAUCUUAAUGAAGUGAGCUCUAGAUCUCACCAAAUUCUUUGCUUGACUGUUGAAAGUGAAACUCGCAGAUACUUCGGCAAUGAAGAUGCAAGCAGUCUCAUGGCUUCAGUGAAUUUUGUUGAUCUUGCUGGAAGUGAACGUUCUUCUCAAACAGGUGCUGCUGGCAAGAGGGAAAAAGAAGGCUCCCACAUUAACCGCAGUUUGCUGACGCUCGGGACAGUAAUUCGAAAAUUAAGUAAAGGAAGAAACGGGCACGUUCCAUUUAGAGACUCGAAGCUGACACGCAUAUUACAGAAUUCGUUGGGAGGAAAUAGCAGAACUGCCAUUAUUUGCACAUUGAGCCCUGCUCACUGUCAUGUCGAGCAAUCAAAAAGCACACUUGUAUUUGCCAAUUGUGCCAGGAAAAUUAGUACCAAUGCUCAUGUUAAUGUCAUUACUCCAGAGAAAGCUCUAGUGAAGCAGCUGCGAAGAGAAAUAGCGAGACUUGAGAAUGAGGUGAAGACGUUGAGUUCGCUUGUCGCCUCAGGCGAUUCUGCUUCCACCCUGAAAGAGAAAGAACUUGUCGAAAAGCUUACUGAAGAGAUUAGGCAACUAACUCGACAACGUGACCUGGUUCAAUUAAGUGGUGAAGACAUGUUGCAUUCAAGAUCAGUUUCUAUGACUGAUUUUCAUAACCAUGAGAAAGGUUUAUGGGCAGAUGAAUGUUCAGCUUCUGAAGCAUCAGAUACAAUCGAUCCUUUUCAUUCCGAUGUUUCAUCUAGGACAUCUCAAUUUUCCGAAAACCUUGAAAACACAAGUUCUAGUCGAAUCGAAGAUCAGUUCUCCAUGAUUUUUCUAUCAGAUGACACGUCUCCAAGACUGUACAUUGAUAAGUAUUUUGGUCCACAGUCCCCGCCUGAUCCUGGCUGGGAGAACUUCAUUUCUGAUAAGGAGCUCGAAGUUAAAUUACCUGAGUUUCAGUGUAUAGAAUUUGAUUUCACCAAGAGAAAUACUUCUGCAAGCAUGUCUUCAGCACACGAGGAUGAUAAGACUUCAGGGAAGAACUCUCAGUGUCGAAUCGAGGAAGAUAUAUCCGAUCCAAGUGUCAAUGUAUCAGGCAAUAUAAGCUGUUCCUUGUUGGAAAAAGAUAAUGAAAAGGUAUCACAGAAUGAUGCAAAAAUUCAAUCAGCUCCUUCAAAUAUCACGCUAGAAGAAUAUUUCCGCAGUGCUCCGAGCACUGACUGCAAGAAUGAAAAAGAAGAACACAUCACAACAUCUAAAGAAGGCGUCAAAGUCCUGCAACCCGAAUCGCGUAAGGAAGUAGAGACAGAGGCCAACAGCAGAAAUAGACAAAUUCAAGAAACUAGUAGUUCUACAAGGAAUGACUUCAAGAAUGAAAAAGAGUCGCCUAUUAUGAAGAGAUCUGAUCAAGGCAGGAUCAAGCAACAAGAUUCUGGCAUGGAAGAACUGGAGAAAGAGAUCAUGAGCAACUUAGCGAAACAGUUCGAAGAUGAUUUUGCGAGAGAGGACCCCUUGCUUGACCAAGCAAUUUUCCAACAGGUCAUCCAGGAUAGAAGAACACCCGACGAUCAUACAGAGGGAAGAUUUGAUAAAGAUCAGGAUGUGGGAUCUUCAUCCAACUGGCAUACUAAAUUCGAGAAGCAGAAGCAAGAGAUAAUCGAACUAUGGGCCGAAUGCAACGUGCCAUUAUCCUAUCGAACGUACUUCUUCCUUCUCUUCAAAGGCGAUCCAUCGGACACAGUAUACAUGGAGGUCGAGCUGAGGAGAUUGUCGUUUCUUAAGAGCAAACUACAUGGAAACAGAACAGUUAAAGACGAUCAAUUCUUGGCAGAUGCCACAAGUGCAAAGGCUCUGAAUCAGGAGAGGGAAAUGCUGAGCAGACAAAUGCGGAGGAAGUUGUCCAGGAAGGAGAGGAAAGCUCUGUACCAGAAAUGGGGGGUUGACCCGAAAACUAAGCGGAGGCGGCUGCAGCUCUGCCGGAAGCUGUGGACCGACACCACAAGCAUGGAACACGUCAAGGAGAGUGCUGCCAUUGUUGCCAAAUUGGUUGGGUUUAAGGACCCUGGAAACGCCCUGAAAGAGAUGAUCGGGCUCAGUUUCUUACAGAAGCCCGACAGCCACAGGGCCUCUUCCUGGAAGAAAAGAAGACACAGCCUCAGCCUGCCUUCCUUGAUAUGA